Messenger RNA from Trichobilharzia szidati, 939 nucleotides. The record is from the annotation of a GenBank genome assembly. NCBI's taxonomy places the organism in Eukaryota, Metazoa, Platyhelminthes, Trematoda, Strigeidida, Schistosomatidae.
AUGAGGAUUGGGGAGCUAAGGCCUGACCAGUCAGUCCUAGUUGAGGCUUUAGUCCGUGAACUCGAAAAAUUGGAUAGUAAUGCAUACCCUGCACUUUAUAAUUUAGCAGAAAAUGAACUUUUUCGUUUGCGUGGUGGAAUCGCUGAUUCCUUUGAUCUGGUCACUAAUAAACCUGUUAAAGUCAGAGCAAAAAUAGAAAUACCACAAGCUCAAUUCCCAGCAGUCAACUUUGUUGGGAAACUCUUGGGGCCUGGGGGUCAAACCUUGAGAGCAGUGCAAGAAACAACUAAAACGAAAAUGGCGAUUUUAGGUUCUGGGUCAUUAAGAGAUGAAGCAAAAGAAAAAGAACUUCUUGCUAAUGGUGAUCCAAAAUAUCAGCACUUGAAACAAAAGUUACAUCUCCAGAUAGACAGUUUAGGACCACCAUCUGAAUCCUGUUACCGACUUGCUCAUGCCUUAGCGGAAGUUAGAAAGCUAAUGUUACCAGAGCAAACAGAACCUCCACUACAACCGUGGUCACAGACAACUCAAGACCCAUCCGUGGUUGCUAGGAACAUACCUGGUGUUAGGAAUGUGCGAGCAACAUUCCGCGCCCAACCCUCCAUCCCAUCACCUUUCACAUCACCUCAGGUUCAGAUUCCAUUCCGUGGUCGAGGCAAAAGUUGGAUUGGUAGAGGGGUGAUGAAAAACGGCGUAGGUAUUCCGCUUCAGUCCCCAGUCACUGCUGACCCUUUUGUUGAUGUUAAUCCAGUCAAUUACCCACCGAUAAAUUUAUACGAUGUAACAGAGUUCGGCCCUCAUAUGUUUGAGGAAUUCGGCCUGAAUUAUGGACAAGACGAUACGUGGGGGAAAGUCAGCAUUUCAGAACCUCGUGGACGAGGACGAGGCCAUCCCUACGCGCGUCCGGCAGUCAAUAAUGAUCACAAUAAUUUCGGGUAA